CGGGCGCAUUUGCUGUAGUGCGCGCGGGAGCCGCGCACGUGUCUCCCGGAGUCUGGGGCUUGAGUUGCUCACCGCUCCCCGCCGGUUCCUCACGCUCCGGAGAUUCGGGGCGGUCUCUCUGCCCCCUUGGUGUUCACCCCUCCCGGCCGGGGUGAGCGGCGUCCGUGUAGAUCCCCCGCGCUCAGUGAGCCAACUUGGUGGAGCAACUUUGAUCCUGGCAGCGGGCGCCGGGGUUACUGCGCAUGCGGAGCUCCAAAUUCAAACAGCUGUUUGCAGUAGCUGCUGGGCGGGCGGACCCUGAUCGGCGGCCGGGGCCGGGGCCGGCUGUGUGUGUGGCAGCGGCCGCUCAGGAGCCAUGGUGGACCGGGGCCCUCUGCUCACCUCGGCCAUCAUCUUCUACCUGGCCAUCGGGGCGGCGAUCUUCGAGGUGCUGGAGGAGCCGCACUGGAAGGAGGCCAAGAAGACGUACUACACGGAGAGGGUGCGUCUGCUCAAGGAGUUCCCGUGCCUGGGCCAGGAGGGCCUGGACAAGAUCCUGAGGGUGGUAUCAGAAGCUGCGGGACAGGGCGUGGCCAUCACCGGGAAUCAGACCUUCAACAACUGGAACUGGCCUAAUGCCAUGAUCUUUGCAGCCACCGUCAUCACCACUAUUGGCUAUGGCAACGUGGCUCCCAAGACGUCCACCGGACGCCUCUUCUGCGUCUUCUACGGGCUCUUCGGCGUGCCGCUCUGCCUGACGUGGAUCAGUGCCCUGGGCAAGUUCUUCGGGGGACGUGCCAAGAGGCUGGGCCAGUUCCUCACUCGGAGAGGCGUGAGCUUGCGGAAGGCCCAGAUCACGUGCACAGCCAUCUUCAUUGUAUGGGGUGUCCUGGUCCAUCUGGUCAUCCCACCCUUCGUGUUCAUGGUGACCGAGGAGUGGAAGUACAUCGAGGGCCUCUACUACUCCUUCAUCACCAUCUCCACCAUCGGCUUCGGUGACUUUGUGGCUGGUGUGAACCCCAACGCCAACUACCACGCCCUGUACCGCUACUUCGUGGAGCUGUGGAUCUACCUGGGCCUGGCCUGGCUGUCGCUGUUCGUCAACUGGAAGGUGAGCAUGUUCGUGGAGGUCCACAAGGCCAUCAAGAAGCGGCGGCGCAGGCGCAAGGAAUCCUUCGAGAGCUCCCCGCACCCCCGCAAGGCCCUGCAGAUGGCGGGCGGCCACGGGGCCCACACCAAGGACAUCAACAUCUUCAGCUUCCUGUCCAAGAAGGAGGAAACCUACAAUGACCUCAUCAAGCAGAUCGGAAAGAAGGCCAUGAAGAAUGGCGGGGGUGGGGACAGGGGCCCGGGCCCGGGACCGGGGCCCGGGCGGGGGCUGCAGGCAGGAGAGCUGACGGGGGUCCCCGCCUCCCUGGCGCCCCUGGUGGUCUACUCCAAGACCCGAGUGCCCAGCCUGGAGGAGGUGUCUCAGACGCUGAGGAGCAAAGGCCACGUGGCCCGGCCCCCCGGCGAGGAGGCAGGGCCCCCGGCCCCCAGGACGGACGAGGACUUGGACUCCCCAGGCUCGGAGGUGUUCGUGAAUCAGCUGGAUCGCAUCAGCGAGGAGGGCGAGCCGUGGGAGACGCUGGACUACCACCCCCUCAUCUUCCAGAACGCCAGCAUCGCCUUCGCCAACGAGGACGCCGGCCUGUCCGACGAGGACACCUCCAAGUCCUCCCUGGAGGACAACCUGGUCGGGGAAGAGCAGCCCCAGGAGGGGCCUGUGGCCGAGGCACCCCUGACCCCGGGCGAGUUCCCCUCGUCCGACGAGUCCACCUUCACCAGCACCGAGUCGGAGCUCUCCGUGCCUUACGAGCAACUGCUGAACGAAUACAAUAAGGCAGACGGCCCCCGAGGCACGUGAGGGGGGGCCGGCCCCCCGCCCCGCCGCCGGUGGCCAGGGCCCCUGGGAGAGGGGGCAGUCCUGGAAGUGGACGUGGGGGGCCGAGGCCUGCCUUUCCCUGCUUCCCCUCUGCGCCAGGCCCA
Messenger RNA from Perognathus longimembris pacificus (Pacific pocket mouse), 2007 nucleotides. It is a transcript of the gene Kcnk5, whose product is annotated as potassium two pore domain channel subfamily K member 5. The record is from RefSeq and is a predicted model, not a curated record. Gene Ontology annotation, molecular function: potassium ion leak channel activity. The transcript has 5 exons. Gene Ontology annotation, biological process: potassium ion transmembrane transport; stabilization of membrane potential. Lineage: Eukaryota; Metazoa; Chordata; Mammalia; Rodentia; Heteromyidae. Gene Ontology annotation, cellular component: membrane. Bases 356 to 1885 code for a protein of 509 amino acids.